AUGGCUAUAAACACACCAGAGUGCUGUGGGGGCUUCUACGGAAAGCGGUGUAAGGAGUGUCCGGGAGGGGCGGAGACUCCAUGUAACGGUCGUGGUCUUUGCGAGGACGGCCUGGCGGGGAACGGGACGUGCCUGUGUCACGAGCGUUUUGGCGGGGACGACUGUACCGAGUGCGCCAACUUCAGCAUGGCUCCUCCACACUGUAACGUUUCGUACAACAGCUGUGCCUACAAGAACGGUAACUGCAGCGAGAAGGCGGCGUGCAGUGAGACCAGCAGCGGCGUGAGUUGUCGGUGCUGGCUGGGCUAUGUCGGUGACGGCUACCACUGCCAGUCCAUCUGUGAAACCAUGGACAACGGAGGCUGCCACCAACAGGCUACUUGUGUUUUCAACAACAAAACUCACUCAGUCCAGUGUACGUGCAAAGACGGUUUCCAUGGAAACGGCACCCGGUGUGAAGAGACGAUCAACCCAUGCGCCAUAGAACAUGGCGGCUGCGACUACCAGCGCGCCACUUGCAACUACAUUAGGCCAAAGGUCACGGACUUGGUUCAGGCCCCGCCCAUAUGCGAGUGCGCGGAAGCUUACAAGGGAAAUGGGUCACUGUGCGUUCUUGACACUCUGGAUGCCUUGACGCGUAUCCCAGCCCUGGAAUAUUUUGUUCAAUGGAUGAGGUCCAAGCAGUCCACCACAGGCAGCUUGAACACGACCCUAGCGGACCGUGGUACCAACAAUACUUUCUUUGCGCCCGCCAGUCGGGAUUGGAGCGACAUCGACACUUCCAGCCUGCUCAUUGUCAACCAGACGAUACUCUUGUCACGUGAUGAAGUGGAGAAUCACUCUGGGAACUGGACUCUGGUCAGCGAAAGCGGUCAACUGAUAGACAUCACUGUAGACUCCGAUGGACAGAUGUAUGUGAACAACGUAAGUCUCGUGGAUUACAAUAUAGAGACGGCUAACGGAAUAUUGCACAUAACAGCGGCACCCAUUGUUGAUUACACUAGAGAGAACAUUGGAUUAACCAGAGCGGGUAGAUCAUCUACAACUGGCAUUGUUGUGGCUGUUGUGGUGCCAGCUAUCCUGGUGCUGAUGCUUGUCAUCGUCAUCGCCGUUGUCAUCCUCUACAGAAAAUCCAAACUCCAAGGAUUCCUCAACAUUUUCAAGAGGUCGCAUUCGGGCUCACAAAGCAGCCUGUCGUUCGCCCGGCUACAAGCCCAAGACGAAGAUGACGAUUCCUUCAAGGGUUCCGACACAGCCAAGUACGACAACCCUAUCUUCAAUGACCCUGACUUGAUGUAGCGCAAAGGCGGAUAAACCAGUGCGCAGAUGGGUCGUGUUCACAUUCCAUAGCUUUUAUUUUUACAUUUACUCCAAAAUUGUAUACGCUUAGACUGCCUUCUUGUGGGAGAAAAUACGCCGAAUGUCCAAAUUUCACUUUCAGUAAAAACGGUGAUUUCCCUUUUUCCACAAGAAGGCAGUAUGGAACUUACUUUGUUUUUUUUGUUGUUGGGUGUUUAUUUUUUUAUUUUUUUAGUUUGUUUGUUUGUUGUUGUUGUUGUUGUUGUUGUUGUUGUUGUUAUUGUUGUUGUUUUUUGGGGGUUGCUUAUUUUUCUGUAAUAGAAUAUACUUUUUUGCUGCCUUGUUCACUUAUUCAUCAGAUACAGUUUGGCUGGUGUAACUAAACGCUGGUUAAUUGAUUCCAUACGGGGCCAUGGUGAAAGUUGUGGUGGUUCAAAUUUCCAAAUGGAUUAGUUUGCUGCUUUUGGUUUGCUUAAGAAUAUUUUCAUGGCUCUAGCUGAAAUGAUUACUUACAGGCGGAAAAAUAGGGUACUUAGUUUGCACUUCAAUCUUCUGCUUGUACUUCAGUCUUCUGCUUUACGUCUGCAAAUCUGAGAAUAUAUUGUUGAAUGUACAAGACUGUUACCUGUUUACUGUUGCUGUCAUGAACCCACAUUCCAGUGUUCACUACGUCCGAAUGCCCAUCACACUUUGUAGGUCUAACUAUUGGUUCAGAAUGCCUGGUUGGUUGGUCAAUAGUAAGUAUCCAAACGUUCCCGAUUCGCCUGUAAAGCAUCACUUUAAAUGUCGUGUCACGGCACUGUGAAAUCAGGCGCCUCGUCAAAAUAAUGCAAUCCAAGAAGAUUAUUUUUUCCGCCUGUUUGACAAAAAUUAUUGAUUUUUAAUGUCCAUUAAAAAGCAUAUUUCUGUGUGGAUUUUAUUACCAAAGGCACAAAAAACCUAUAAAUUUGCAGUUUCCAAGGAUACUCAAGUUUUGGACGUCAGCAAACUUAAGCAGAUAUAUCCUCGCCAAUUUUACCUCAGAGACCAGGCGGCCCCAACCUCUUCAAUAGCAAUUAUCUUGACCUCUGUUCAAGUGGCAAAGGUAUUUUGUUCAUCAAAAGCAAGGCAAAUAAACAGGCAUUGAAAAUAUAUGAAUACUUUCAUUUGCCCGAAAACUGACGGGCGCCUGAUUCCACCGUGUCGUGACUCAAAUGUUUCAUCUGAGAUUGACUCACCUGUCUUUUCUUACUGCUGUUUAUAAGGUCGAACUAUUCCACAAAGUGCAUAAAAAUAUUUCAUUCUUCUAUGUACAUAUUUUUAUAACAUAUAUCGAUGAGUAUACACUGAGAUGAACGUGUGCGUUAAUGCUACCACUUCGUUGUCAGAGUAAGUGGUUGAUAUCAGUAAGGAAUACUUGUUUGCAUGCGCUUAUAUAUAUAUUGUUCACAUACUUUAUAUAAGUUCAUCUUUUUUCUUUUUUAGGUGCAAAUGUCAUACAACUAUCAAAAGAUUUUUUUACGGGCAAAAAGAACGACAUGCAGGAGCUUCUCGAGAUCAUUUUAUUACAAUUCUUUCUUUUCAGUCAAGGCUCGAUGUGAUAUUUAAGGAAUGGUAUCGUAUAUCAAAUAUUAAUAAAGCUCUAUACAAUUCAGAAAGGAUUUGAAAGAUACAACAAUUGUAGCCAACUUGUUCUGUACUUUAGAGAGAUUCCACAAAAUAAUUAUAGAAAUUAUUGAAAAACUGUGUUUAACUUGAAGAAGUGCUUUAUGUUAGCAGGUACCAGAUGUCAUGGUAUCUGAUUGUUGCAAUGCUAGCCAUGCUGUGCUCCCCGAAUGUAUUUUCUUGCUAUGCUGAUUUCUGAUUUCGCUAAGUAUUCUAUCUUCGUAUUCUUCGACUGUCAAGCUAGAUGAAUGGAAGAAGGAAGUGACCACAAAUGCUACGAUGAGAGAGAAUGCGCGUACUUGAGUGAUAAUUUGUUUUCAUCACGAAUCAGAUUAUUGAGAUUUCACAUUCAUUUUUUGAUCUGUCACUUUUAGCAUUAUUGGAAUUCGUCUUUUGCACAUUAAAUCAAUUUUGUACUUACUGAAAA
This is a messenger RNA of Aplysia californica (California sea hare), 3370 nucleotides long. RefSeq names its product stabilin-2. The record is from RefSeq and is a predicted model, not a curated record. Bases 1 to 1299 code for a protein of 432 amino acids. The transcript has 11 exons. NCBI's taxonomy places the organism in Eukaryota, Metazoa, Mollusca, Gastropoda, Aplysiida, Aplysiidae.